This is a messenger RNA of Peniophora sp. CBMAI 1063, 1326 nucleotides long. Lineage: Eukaryota; Fungi; Basidiomycota; Agaricomycetes; Russulales; Peniophoraceae. The record is from the annotation of a GenBank genome assembly.
AUGAACGGCGUCCCAGAAAAGUUCGAACUACUGGACGACGAUCGCACAUUUGCUCAGCGUCUGCCCAACGGCGACCUAGUCAAGAUGGAUUGGCAUACCGAUGCGGAUGUUGUGUCUAUCUCCCACUCGCAGGUACUUGAAGACAUGGCUUGCAAGUUGAAAGCGAACGAAGAGGUUCGGGCCAGCUUAAUUCGGCGCAUCGCCGUCUUAGAGGGGCGCGACCCCCUUCUCUCGCUUCAGGUCACUCAGGCCUCGGGAGAGCCAACUACGCACGACAUCUCCGUGAACGAUGGCGCACUCAUCAAGCUCUUGAAGUGCAAGCUCUCUGGUCUGGAGAAGUCGUGCACCGCUCUGAAACGUCGGGUCAACGAGCUUGAGCGGGGCACCGGCGAUUUGAAUCUCCGCUGCGAAGCCCUGCAAAACGAACUGCAGCGCGCGCAGGCUCGUAGCGUCCUAACUCGUGACGUACAAUCUUUGGUCGACGGCCUUGCGCAAGCACUCGAGUGCAAGCUCUGUUACUGUGUCACACAAGACCUCCAUACCCUAGGCUGCGGGCACUCAUUCUGCAGCCAGUGUAUCACAGGAUGGUUCCGCGCAUUGCGUGACAAAUUCGUAGAACGACACGACGAAUGGGACGGAUAUCACCGUCCAUAUGGGACUGAAGUGGAGGCUGGCCCCACGUAUACAUGCCCGGGAUGCCGCAGCAUCCAUAUGAUUAACACUUGCCCGCAGCCAUCCUAUAAGCUGGUGGACGUGAUAAGGAUUGUCGAAGGUAGCAUUGAUCUUGUCGAUCGAUCCGUUCCUGCGGCGGCCUGGGCGGACUUCUGCCGCUACGAUUUCAGCUACAGUAUACUGCUCAUGCCCCACCUUCUAUCUGAGCGACGCGCUGGCACUCUGCUCAACUUGAUUGUGCCUAUCGUGCAUGCUGCGGUCGCGAGGCUGCGAAUUUUCCGUUCGCUUUCGCUUGCUCUCACCCGCCAUGUCAUCUCGUAUGGACAACGCGAGACCAUUGAAGGCAUUGUCGAGGAUAUAGAUCGAGAGCUCGACGAGUUCGAGAUCGCCUUGUCGAAACUGUGCAGAGGAAGAUGUCAACCCAGGAGUGGUUGGAGAUCUGGCUUCCCAAUGGGCGCGCCGAGCGGUGACUGGGAACAAGCUACGUUUGACGAGGCUUUACGAUUGAAAGAGCAGCACUCCAAAGCAAAGCAGAUGGUUGCCCGCCCGAUCAGCGAAUCCGGUCUCACCGCCCAGCAGUACGCAGAAUGCGAGCGGGUUGUGCGCGAGUGGCUAACCGGCCCCGCCGGGCCUUCGUCGGCAUCGAUCGAGUAG